Molecule: messenger RNA, 426 nt
Organism: Trichomonas vaginalis G3
Lineage: Eukaryota; Parabasalia; Trichomonadida; Trichomonadidae
Product: GEO07735P1-related-related family
Exons: 1
Coding region: 1-426 (141 amino acids)
Biological process (GO): non-motile cilium assembly
Cellular component (GO): ciliary transition zone
Source: RefSeq, a predicted model, not a curated record
AUGCGUGAAACUCAACCUAAUAUCUUAGGCCUUUUCCUCGGACUUUUACUUCACGUCAGUAGUGGAUGGUUAGCACUUAUAUUUAUCAUUAAUAUUCUUCUUUUCAUUUAUAAAGGCAUAGAAUUACCAUAUGCAGGUCCUUACUAUCCAAUGGAUGUUAUUCUUUAUGUAUGUUGGGGAAUUAUGUCAUUAAUCCGUACGAAAGUUGGUAAUAGAGGUGUUAGACGUUUAGAUGGUGUUGCACUCAUCAUGUUUGCAGUUGUUACACUGUUUUCAGGCAUCGGAAGUUUAUAUUUCGCACUAUUUCAGACAUACGUAUUAAGACUUGAAUUCAUUUUCAACAUUUUUGCUUUAGCACUCGAAAUUCUAGAAUUUAUCCUAGGUAUCGGCUCAGCAAUCAUGUACAUCGUAGCCCAAAAGGUCUAA